AAGUUGAUCGAGUGUGCUAAGUCAACAAUAACAAAAAUUGUUAUAUUGGGAAACUUAAGUUUGUAUAUAUUAAACAUGAAUCAAAUUACAUAAUUUUGGUCCCUGCUUCCUGAUAUGUGUUGUUUUAUUCAUCGUAAUGACCGAUUUACAAAAGGCGUGUCAGGAUACGGAUACUGUCGGAAUGUGUACCUAGCAAAACAGUUUUCUAGUGUACAUUUGUAUGUAUUUUAUGAAUGUCGAUACAUACAUACACCCCCUCCCACUGAGUGGAAUAUGUGAUGUACGUCGUACAACUAGAUUGGCAGUUCGCAUUAAACGAAAGUUUUUAAAGAGCAGGACGCGGAUAUAAAUUGAGUUUCGUGAGGUUGAAUUUAAAAGUGCCACCAAAAGACAAAACAGUCGGCCGUAAGAUAGCAUUGAGUUCCAUACCAUACCCGGGUGUGCGAUGGAAACUGUAUGUACACAUAUUGUGUUGUGGGUGUAAAGAGAGGGACAGUAAGUGUAAGGGAGGAGCAUUUACAAGGGGUGAGUGACACAAAAGUUGUCGUAAGUUAGGGGUUGGUUACGAGCGGUGCGGUACUUGGUACUUCGGUUGCAGCAGCGCGGCUAAAACUUAACUGAACUGCUUUCUAAAAGAGAAAGGAAUUGGAAAUAAUUUUUAAAAAAUGUUGACUUAAACUAUUUAGUUAUCCUAAAUAAAACCAGUAAAGGAAAAUCCAAAACGAUUCAAAUGCAAUUGGAAAUGCAUUAUAUUUGAGCACAAUACCUAUUGGUAAAUUUUCUCAUUGUAGAAGUCAAGACGUGAAUUAUUUGUAGAGCAUAAUGAUAUGUCUGGAAUCGAGAAUUAAGCACGAAUUUGAAUGAAUACAAUGGCGUGAGUUCCAGUUCUGCUUCGAUUUCCUUAUCAUUAUCUUCAAGUUCAUCAUCGGCAUAGGCAUCUGCAUCUGCAUCAUUCAGCUCCACCUCAUCGUGUGAAAGUGGAUUUAUACUUGGAGGGAACAUUAGCAGCUGCCCGCUUUUAAAUAUUGGCCCUACCAACUUAAUCUCAUUUCAAAGUAAAGACCACUCCAUUAUAAGAAUGUCGGCGCAAGUAGCACCAAAGAUGUUGAACGAUAGUAUGCCGGACUCAAUUCACAAGAAUAAUCCUGUACAUCAUCAAAUGUUAGAACAGCGAAAAGUUCAUGCGUCGUCGAUGCCACUAUCCGAAGAUCCGCGAACGUUGCAAUUGGCGUUGGAACUAUCAUUGGUCGGGCUAAAUGACAAUCAACACUGCUAUGGCCAACCUGCACUACCCGUUACGAUACAGAACGAUUUUGAAAUAGGCUCCAUCAAUGUGGUGCCUGCCAUUUACUCUAAAACGGACAACACCCUGCCUUUAUCUACAGUAUCCGCUUCCGGGCUUCUAUUACCCACCGCCGCUGCCGUUGGCGUUGAAGACCGAUCAAAAAAGUCCCAAAAUAUGACCGAAUGUGUUCCAGUUCCGAGCUCAGAACAUGUUGCCGAAAUAGUGGGUCGGCAGGGGUGCAAGAUCAAGGCUUUGAGAGCUAAAACAAAUACUUACAUUAAAACCCCAGUUCGCGGAGAGGAGCCGGUAUUUGUAGUUACUGGUCGCAAGGAAGAUGUAAACAAGGCAAAACGGGAAAUACUCUCUGCAGCAGAUCACUUUAGCUUGAUACGAGCUUCUCGAAAACCUUCGAUUGAGGGUCACAAUAGCGGAUUGACGGGAAAUUUAAAUGAUUUGGGAUCUGGAGCGGGUGGCAGUGCAGGUCCUGUAACGCGAAUGCAGUCUGGGCCCCCAUGCUUGCCCGGUCAGGUUACCAUACAGGUACGUGUACCCUAUCGCGUUGUGGGCCUUGUGGUUGGACCAAAAGGCGCCACAAUUAAACACAUCCAACAGGAGACACAAACGUAUAUUGUGACGCCAUCGCGCGAAAAGGAGCCUAUUUUUGAAGUGACCGGUUUGCCAGAUAACGUAGACACGGCCCGGAAGCAAAUUGAAGCACACAUUGCCCUUCGAACUGGAUCCGGAACUGGAAACGGUGUUGGUGCCGGACAAGUAUGUGAAUCGAUCGAAUCGCACGACUUUGGGUCACAGCCAACUAUAAAUUCAUUAACACAGAUUCUGAACGAUGAUCUGAACUCGGAAAUACUGUCAUCCAUCUACAAAAGUGUUAUCUCGCCUGCUCUGGACUAUGGCGAUAAUGAUGGCACUGUGGAUAGUCUCAACAUGAAUGGUGUGAAACUAAUGCCGGAUCAUCUUCUAAGAAACGCUUAUCAGAAGUCGGAAUUAGCUGACAUGGACAUGCCACCAAUUGCAAUGGCCACAGCCACAUCGGAUAAUCAUUUUGCCGCCAGUGAAGCUCAAAUUCCACCAGCAAAAGUUACUAAUAUGUACCGUAUUACGCACAAAACCUUGCCAUUCUGUCCACCGAUAUCCGCAUCUAUGAAUUCAAACUCCGGCUCAAAUAUACUAACCAGAUCAUGUUCAUCAGCGUCCUCAACCGCUUCGACAAAGAGCACAAACAAUAGCGCCAACACUCCUCCAGAACUAUUGAAUAUAUGGAAAAAUAUAAGCGACUCGAUUGAUGUGGAUGAAGGUAUUGGGGACUCGCCAAGCAUUUGGAAUCUUCCAGCGAACACUAUACCCACCGCACAUUGUUCGCCAACAACCUCCAUAAGUCCGACGGACUCUCUUUUGGGGCUUGGAGAACACUCAGUAAAUCAAAACAUUUCUCGCCACAUAAGGGAAUCGUCAUGUACCAGUCAGCAAAGAGCAGCGUCAGUUCAAUUCCAACCUAACUCCAUCGCCGACAAAUUAACUCUGCAACGCGAGUGCUUUGUAUGCAACGAAAAUGAAGUAACCACAGCUUUGGUGCCAUGCGGCCACAAUAUGUUCUGCAUGGACUGUGCCAAUCAGAUCUGCGUUUCCAUGGACGCAGCAUGCCCGAUAUGCAACUCAAUUGUGUAUCACGCGAUGCGUAUUUUAGGCUAAAUGUGCACAAUUUUAAACAAACAUGGUUUCUGUUUAAUCGUUGAUCGAUUUGAGGAACAAUCCAAGCUCAUUCGAAUUUUUUUUUUUUAAUAUUUUGUAAAUCGGUUGAUCAUUCAUUAAUUUUAAACAUAACAUAAUCUUUCAAAGUAAUAUUUAUUGCUUUUUGUUAUAUACAUAUAUGCUCUGAUUUUUGCCAGCAGCUUGCAACGUUCUCAUACAAUGCAUAAAUUGUGAAUCUGCAUCAUCUGCAGGGUCGACACAGUUCGAUUGACCUUCUUUCCGCCUGUGAUCCUCCAAGAUUCGAUCACUUAUCGAAAA
Drosophila subobscura is the source of this 3310-nucleotide messenger RNA. RefSeq names its product RNA-binding protein MEX3B. NCBI's taxonomy places the organism in Eukaryota, Metazoa, Arthropoda, Insecta, Diptera, Drosophilidae. The coding region runs from base 1079 to 2992 and encodes 637 amino acids. The transcript is spliced from 3 exons. Gene Ontology annotation, molecular function: RNA binding. The record is from RefSeq and is a predicted model, not a curated record.